Dovyalis caffra is the source of this 990-nucleotide messenger RNA. Lineage: Eukaryota; Viridiplantae; Streptophyta; Magnoliopsida; Malpighiales; Salicaceae. The record is from the annotation of a GenBank genome assembly.
AUGGAGGAAAUGAUGGAAGUGGGGAUCUGCAAAACCACCUGGGUAGCGUCUAAAGGUGGAGAGAAUGGGCCCACGUAUGAUUCCUGGCUUCCUGUUUAUACUUGUCAGAAGAAACCAAAGACCAGGGCUCUCGAUCCUUGUAAGGUUGAGUUCUCGAAGCGCAAGUUAUUGUCAGCAAUAUUGGAACAAAACAUGAAGGGGAGCAAGCAAAUUAAAGCAAAAUCUUCUCUUUCUCCUGUUAAUUUGUACUGCAAUGAAACAGCUGGUGAUGCACUUUGUUCCAAUAAUGCUGAUGACGAAAUCAAUAGCCUUUCAUCUACAGAUUUCCCAGUUGAUUUCGACGAGAGCUAUAUCGAUGAUAUCCUCGUUUCUGAGCUUCAACAAAUGCCAGAAACUGAGCUAAUUAACCGAUUUCUUGACAUGCCAGAAGUUGGUACUGCUCACCAAGAUACACUGAAUUGGAUGUUAAAGGUGCAUGCUUACUACCGGUUUAGGCCUGAAACAGCAUAUCUUUCUGUUAACUAUUUUCAUUGUUUCAUAUUAUCUCGUACCUUGCAGCAAGGUAAAGGAUGGCCCCUGCAACUAUUAGCAGUGGCAUGCCUAUCUCUAGCAGCAAAAAUGGAGGAAACAAGAGUCCCAACUCUUUUAGACGUACAAAUAUUGGAACCCAGAUUUUUAUUCAAACCAAGUACAGUUCAAAGAAUGGAACUUUUGGUCAUGGGCAAUCUCAACUAUGCCAGGGAAAUGCCAUUCAAAGAAAUGCUACAGAAAGAAUUUCAAGUCAAGCCAAGACACGUCUCGAAGCAAGUGCUGAAAAUUGAAGUUGCUUACAAUAUUUAUAUAUCAAAAAAACAAGGAAGGAUCGUAGGCGGUUGCACCGAGGGGCCAUCAACUCACGGAAAGGGAUCACGAAGUUCUUUUAGUACUUUGGAUGACACUUCACAUUGCGUAAGAAUCAUAAGCUGGCUCAAUGGAGGAGCCCAGGAAUGA